Apus apus (common swift) is the source of this 2737-nucleotide messenger RNA. RefSeq names its product zinc finger SWIM domain-containing protein 1-like. The record is from RefSeq and is a predicted model, not a curated record. Gene Ontology annotation, molecular function: zinc ion binding. Lineage: Eukaryota; Metazoa; Chordata; Aves; Apodiformes; Apodidae.
CACGCCGGCCCGGGGCCCCGCUGGGGAAGGCGGCGCCGGAGCAACCGCCUCCCGGGGAGUGUGUCCCGGCGGGCCCCGCCACAGGCCCCGCCGGGCCCCGGCCGCGGCUCCCUGCUGUCCUGCGAGCUGGCUGCGGGCGGCCGGAUGGCCUCCGUCAGCUUCCAGACCGCCGCCAUGGGCCGCGUCUUCACCCGCUUCCCGCGGGCGCUGCUGGUGCACCGGGCGGGCGGGCCCGCGGGACGGGCCCUCUACGUGUUCCUGGCGGCCGGGCCAGCCCCGGCGCUGCGGGCCAUGGCCCGCGUGGUGCACCUUGCCGUGCCGCCGGACGAGUCGGCAGACAGCCUGUCCCGCAUGUACGGCGCCUUUCGGGCUUUCAGCCCUGCCUGGGCACAGCCCCGGGUGCUGCUGGUGGGCCCGGGCCUCCCCGCUGCCGAGCUGCAGCUCUCCAUCUUCCACCUCUGCAAGCACCUGCAGCUGCAGGUCCAGCGGCUGGGCCUGGGGCGGGCUGAGCGCCGGGUCCUGGCUGCCCUGAGCGACGCCGUGCGCGCGGCCGACGCCAGCGGGCGCGGGGAGAUGCACGUGCUGCUGAGAGACCUCGUGCCCCCCGACGUCCUGCCUCAGCUCCAUGUCGACUGGCUGCUGGAUGAGGAGAUCUGGGCCGUGCACCGGGAGAUGAGCUGGGGGAGCAGCAGUGACUACUUCAGGGAUCUGGAGACAGUCACCCAAGGGCUGAGCCAGGUGUUCAGUGCUGGACUCUCUCUGGAGACCUGCAUCACCUCCUUAGCUCAGCACUACCAGAAGUGUGUUUCUAAGAGCCCUUCUGAUGCUGCAGUAUUCUCCGCUCCCCCUCCUUAUUGCUCUGCUCUUCCCCAAAGCCUGCCUGCCUUGGGUCUGCACUGCAAGGCAGCAGCCUCCCUCACAGCUGCCAAGAGUCCUGUGGUUGUUCUCCAGAGUCCAUCAGCAGCUCCUCAGCUCUCCGUGUCUCUUCAAACUGACACCCCUCAGACUCCUCCCCUCCGGAGCAAGCCUGUGAGCCUUCAGUCCUUCUUAGAUCCUUCGUCUCCCGCAGCUAACCUGGAAGCCACAGAAAACCCAGAGAGUGCCAGCGAGGAGGAGAUUAAACAAAGGACUGAAGAACGCAUCAAGCAGUCUUUGAUUGAAGUCUGCUCGGAGCCAGCGGCCAGGCUGUGCCUGAGCGAGUUCGCUGUGGUGCAGCAGUCGGUGCAGCUGAUCGGCAGUGGGGAGGACGCUCUCAGCGUGCAGGUCCUGGAGGAUGCCCACAAGGUGGACCCAAAAGGCCUGAGCAGCUGCACUUGCCACUUCAAUCAGGCCUUCCAGUGCCCUGCCGGCACAUCCUGGCUGCCCUGCCGGCACAUCCUGGCUGUGCUGAACUCAGAGAGGAAGACACUGCAGCCAGAGAUGCUCAGCAGACAGUGGCAGAAGGGAGGCCAUGCCCGUCAGGCUGGGCGAGACAGUGCUGAUGGCCUCAUGGAGGUCCUGACAAGUUCCUGGAAUGAGUCCUUGGAUAAAUCCCUGGUGGUGUCCUUCCUCACGGCGGAGAUCAGCCAGCUCCUCACUCACUGCAGCAAGGAGGAGUUUGAGUGCAGGUACAGGACCCUGCGGGCACUGGCUGACAGCUGGAUCGGGCCCUACGUGGAGGUGAAGCUCUAGCAGCGAGCGGGGCCGUGCUGGCUCCGUGUGCCGGCCCUUGGGAGCAGGGACGUGCGGGAGGGCUGUUCCUCACCUCACCAGUGCCUGGUGUCCCCUUUGGUUCACCUCAGCCUGCCCCUCCCUCGGGGCUUGGCACAGACAGGGUGGUUUGGGCUCAGUGUCUGCUGAGUGUGCGUUGCCUCUUGCCUGGGGCAGCCAAGGAGCUGGUUUGGGAACUGGAGAUCGCUCUGGAAUGGGUAACCGGCCACUGACCUGGCUCACAGGAGAGGUGGCUGGCAGCCAGCCCUGGGGGUUGUGGAGUGGUCGGGGGUGGUAUAAUGACAUGUGACACUAUUGUUUGAUCUGCAUCCAGUGCCACAGGUCCUCCCAGCAUCCAGGUGCGGUGUGUUGUGCAACAGAGCAAUAAAUCGGUCUGGCCUUGCUCAGGAGCUGCCUCUGCCUCUGCGCCAGCUGUGGCCAAAUGGGACGUGGGGCUUGCUCGGCCCCUGAGGGCCCAGGAUGGUGCUUCCCGGGGGUCUGGGAUCCUUGCAGUGCCCCCAUCGUGGGGGAGUCUGACUGUCAGGCAGCCACAGAUCCGGAGGGCGGCAGUCUCUGCUGCCAGCAGUGAUCCGGAGCGGAGGAGUUGUUUGUCUGGUUGCGGAAGCUGCUUUCAAUUCCUCAGAAACCCGCCCUCCCUGUCAGGGGAGGUGGGGUGAUGCUGCGGGUCACAGCCACCCAAACAAAGCUGCAGCAGCGUGGGGAGCAAAGGCCUCAUACACAUGGGGUGAGGAGGACAAAGGAGCAAACAGGCCCCAGCCCUGGGGUGUUGCUCUUGAUGGGCAAACACCCCCUCUCCCCUCGCCAUGAGAGCAGCACCAGCAGCUCUGAUGCCCACCGGGUGGGGAUGCAGGGGGUGUUGCAGACCCUUCCUUGCCGUGGUCCUGCUGCCAUCUGUGUUUUCCCCAGUCGCCGCCCCCUUCAUGCAUGCUUUGGUUUUGGUAGUCAGCCUGUGGCAGGAGCAGGAUGGCGCGUGGUUGGGGAUUUCCUCUCGAUCGAGGGUUUUGUAACAUUAUCUGAUACUAUCGAA